This is a messenger RNA of Cuscuta campestris, 752 nucleotides long. The record is from the annotation of a GenBank genome assembly. NCBI's taxonomy places the organism in Eukaryota, Viridiplantae, Streptophyta, Magnoliopsida, Solanales, Convolvulaceae.
GUCUAACUGGGUCUUAAGAAUCAUCGGCAUAGGACCCACCCUUUUAUUGUUCCAAAAGGUGGAAUCGCCCACCCCAGGCGCCCCCACCCCCUUGCCCGACAGGAAUGGUGGAGGAAGUAAAUCAUGGAAAAGGUCUGCAGUCUGCGGACUACUACUGUAGACAUCUGCAGGAGAAGUGGUGGACCGAAGUAUACUCAGAUUAUAAUUUUGGUGAAGGAGAAAGAAUGAGUUCUGCAGGGUCUGGCAGAGGCAAGCCCAAGGCAGCCAAAUCCACUUCCCGAUCUCACAAGGCUGGCCUCCAAUUCCCCGUCGGCAGGAUCGCCCGGUUCCUCAAAGCCGGCAAGUACGCCGAUCGCGUCGGCGCCGGCGCCCCUGUCUAUCUCGCCGCCGUCCUCGAAUACCUGGCCGCCGAGGUUCUGGAGCUGGCGGGGAACGCGGCGAGGGAUAACAAGAAGAACAGGAUCGUCCCCCGCCACAUACAGCUGGCCGUGAGGAACGACGAGGAGCUGAGCAAGCUUCUCGGUGACGUCACCAUCGCUAACGGCGGCGUUUUGCCCAACAUCCACCAGCACCUCCUCCCCAAUAAGUCCGGCAAAGGCAAGGCCGAUGCCUCCCAGGAAAUUUAGUUUCCUUUUCUUUGGGAAGAUUCAAAUCUUGUCCUUUUUUUUAAAGAAUGAAAUAAAAUAAAUUUGUUGCAGAAACUAUAGAGUAUUAUAUAUUUAUAUUUCAGCCAAUAAUUCUGCAAAAUUAUU